Messenger RNA from Dictyostelium discoideum AX4, 2664 nucleotides. RefSeq names its product diacylglycerol kinase (gene dgkA). Gene Ontology annotation, biological process: phospholipase C-activating G protein-coupled receptor signaling pathway; glycerolipid metabolic process; signal transduction. The record is from RefSeq and is a predicted model, not a curated record. Gene Ontology annotation, molecular function: kinase activity; ATP-dependent diacylglycerol kinase activity. NCBI's taxonomy places the organism in Eukaryota, Evosea, Eumycetozoa, Dictyosteliales, Dictyosteliaceae. Bases 1 to 2664 code for a protein of 887 amino acids. Gene Ontology annotation, cellular component: membrane. The transcript is spliced from 2 exons.
AUGAAUCAAUUAAAUAUAUCGCAUAAUUGGAAAAUAAAAUCAUUUACAUCAAUUACAUUUUGUGAUCACUGUGGUAGUAUGUUAUGGGGUAUUUGCACACAAGGAUUUCAAUGCUCCGAUUGCAACUUUAGCGCACAUUCCCAUUGUACAAAUUUAGUCACAUUACACUGUAAUAAUAAUAAAAAUAAUAGUAAACCAAAUGAAAAACCAGCAACAAUAACAGCAGCAGCAGCAUCAUCAUCAACUACAACUACAACCACUACAGAAACAUCAACAAAUACAGCAGCAUCAACAACAACAACAACAAAUAAUAUAGAUAUUAAAAAUAAAGAUAAAACACCAACAACAUCACCAUUUUCAUCACCAAUUUUAUCAUCAUAUAAUAAUAAUAGUGGUAAUGAAUUUUGUAGUAAUAGACAACAUAAAUUUCAUAAAACAUCAAAAUCAAUUACAAAAUUUUGUAAUUAUUGUAGGGAGACAACAUUUACAAUCUCUGGUGAACCAGUGAUGUGUAGUGAAUGUAGAUAUAUUGCACAUGGACAUUGUCAAACAAAGGUACCAUUAAAUUGUAUUAUACCCUAUUCAUCACCAAUCAAUACGAUCAAUGAUGGUGGUAAUGUUAGACAUCAUUGGGUUGAAGGUAAUUUAAAAAAGAGUAAAAAGUGUAUACAUUGUAUGGAACCAUGUGAAAAAUCAUUCUCUUUAGCUCAUUAUAAAUGUUUAUGGUGUCAUAAAUAUUUACAUAGUUCAUGUUUUGAUAAACAUAAUCCAAUUUGUGAUUUUGGUUCAUUAUCUGAUAUGAUUUUACCACCUUCUUCAAUUAGAUUAUUAUCAACAACAGCAACUACUACAAAUAAAAUUGAAAAGUUAAUAAUUGAAGAACAACAACCACAAUUAUCAUCAUCACCAUCUUCACCAAGAUUAAAUAUUAAUAAUAAUAAUAAUAAUAAUGAAAUUAUUGAAUGGGAAUUAAUUGAAAAUUCAAAUAUGCCAGAAAAAGUUUUAUUUGUAUUUGUAAAUUCAAAGAGUGGUGGUCAAUUUGGUAGUACAUUAAUUAGAAAGUUAUCAUCAUUAUUGAAUCCUUUACAAAUUAUAGAUUUAAUUAAAUGUGGUGGACCAGAUUCAACCUUACAAAUGAUUAAUAGAUAUUUAGCAAAACAUCCAGAACAAACCAAUAGAUUUAGAAUUUUAGUUUGUGGUGGUGAUGGUACAGUUGGUUGGUUAUUUAAACAAAUGACAAAACAUUUGGUUCCAUCAACUAUACCCAUUGGUAUUAUACCAUUGGGUACUGGUAAUGAUUUGGCACGUUCGUUAGGUUGGGGUAUUGGAUAUGAUGGUGAAAAGCUAAUUGAAAUCUUAAAGAGUAUAAAUGAAGCUAAAACAAUUCAAAUGGAUACUUGGAGUAUUGAAAUGUGGGAUGACGAUAAACCCGAAGAUCGUAGAGUCAUCGAAAUGAAUAACUACUUUAGCAUUGGGUUGGAUGCAAUGGUGGCAUUGGGUUUUCAUUUAGCAAGGAAUGCAAAUCCUCAACUUUUCACAGGUCGUACAGUUAAUAAACUUUGGUAUACAAAGAUUGGUCUUGAGGAAUUUGUUACAAAGAAUUUCGUUAGUCUAGCUAGAAUCGUUAAAAUUAAUGUGGGAACUCGGGAAAUUAGAGUCGAUAGAUCCAUUGAGGGUAUUAUCAUCCUCAAUUUAGGUAGUUAUGCUGGUGGUGUGGACUUAUGGGGUGCCAAUAGAAAAGAUAACCAAACUCAUAGUGAUGGCACUGGUAAUCAGUUUAUCGAUGAUCAAACUUUGGAGAUUGUUGGUGUCACUAGUUUACCCCAUUUAGGUAGUUGUUUAAGUUCAAUUAGUUCUCCAAUUAAAAUGGGUCAAGCUGAUGAAAUUCGUAUUCAAGUAUCAAUGCCUUCAAUCAUUUUAAAGGAUAAAAGUAAUGAAAUUGAAACUGCUUUUCAAGUCGAUGGUGAACCUGAACCAAUUGAAGUUAGAAAUUGUACUUUUAAAAUAUCUUUCUUUAAAAAGGUUUCAAUGUUAUCAAAUCGUUCUUUUAAACCUAGAAUUGAAAAUCAUGAUUCUGAUUUAUCAACUUUUCAAAUAUCUCAAUCACCAAAUCUUUAUUCUCCACCUUCUUUUAAAAAUCCACCACCAAAUUUAAAUCAAUAUCAACAACCACAUCAACCACCUCAAUCACAACCUCAACCUCAACCUCAACCUCAACAAUCACUUCAAUCACCCCAAUCACCAGAACCGAUAAAUAAUAAUACUAAUAAUAAUAAUAAUAAUAACAAUAAUAAUAAUAAUAAUAAUAAUAAUAAUAAUAAUAAUAAUAAUAAUAAUAAUAAUAAUAAUAAUAAUAAUAAUAAUAAUAAUAAUAAUAAUAAUAAUAAUAAUAGUAAUAAUAAUAAUAAUAAUAUUUCAAAUGAUCUCACGAAUAAUAGUGAAGUUAAUCCUGAGAAAAGUACUAAUAAUGAAAAAACUAAUGAUAAUAAUAAUAAUAAUAACAACAAUAUAAAUACUCCUUUUGAACCAAUUUCAUUACCAGAUGAAAAUAAUAAUAAUAAUAAUAAUAAUAAUAAUAAUAAUAAUAAUAAUAAUAAUAAUAAUAAUAAUAACGAAACAAAUUCUGAGAAAAGUUAUACAAAUAAUUGUGACGAAGUUGACUGA